GACGGGGACGCAGACAGAGCGCUCGGUGAGGGGGCAUGGACGAACCCACUUAUGGGACUUAGCAAAAGCAAAGGCCCGUCAGAUGUGCCCAGCAGUUCAAUUCAGAAAUCCAAGAAUAAGAGUCAGAGCAAAUAUGUGGACAGACAGUCAACAAGCAGCCGUCCUAGCAUGAUUUCCAAUGCUUCCAGCAGUUAUGGAUCUGUGAAAACACCUAUGAAAUCUCCACGAAAUAUUAAUGAAACUGACCUGGCUUCUGAUUCAAGGGGUAGAAGGUCCGAACCAAAAAAAUUUCUUAUUCCCCAAAUCGUCAUUACUCGAGCUUCCACUGAGACGAUUCAUACUCUAUCACCAGAGGAUGAUACGCAAAGGACCAUAAAGGACAAGACUGACUACGGUCCCUACUACCGGCACAGGAACCCCAGCACUGUCGACGCAUACACUAAAACUGAGCCUGAGCGUCCAAAACCCAAAUCAUUACUGUAGGAAUCCUCUGGGACUCCAAUGCCACCUUUGGAAGAUGGCUGCAGCUCUGCAGCCAAUUCUCUGGCAAGUGACCUUGGCCUCACUUCUCCCAGUGUCAUAGGCAUUUUGGAGGAGAUCAGGAAUGACUCCUCCUUGGAAAGUGAACUGGGAAGCUUUGUUUAAAUAAACACAUAAAUAAAUGAAUUUUGAAAAUGGA
This is a messenger RNA of Trichosurus vulpecula (common brushtail), 679 nucleotides long. It is a transcript of the gene SPATA33, whose product is annotated as spermatogenesis associated 33. Lineage: Eukaryota; Metazoa; Chordata; Mammalia; Diprotodontia; Phalangeridae. The coding region runs from base 52 to 483 and encodes 143 amino acids. The record is from RefSeq and is a predicted model, not a curated record. Gene Ontology annotation, cellular component: cytoplasm; nucleus. The transcript is spliced from 3 exons.